Molecule: messenger RNA, 813 nt
Organism: Vicia faba (fava bean)
Lineage: Eukaryota; Viridiplantae; Streptophyta; Magnoliopsida; Fabales; Fabaceae
Source: the annotation of a GenBank genome assembly
AUGCCGACAGAAGAUUCAAAAGCGGUAAUAAAACACGACGACGACGACGACACGGUUUCCACUUUCAAAAAAGUCACAAACCCGAACGAUAAACCUCACUCCAAAGUUCCAAAACUCAAGAAAGAACCCAAAGAAGAAGCAUCACGCGUUCCCAAUUCCACUCCACCUUCUCGCUCUAAGAAAACUGUUAAGAAGGAACUCAAAGACUAUGACUCCGACGACGAUGACAAACCUAUCGCCAGAAAAAUCUCGAACAACAAGGCUGUGAAGGAAGCGAAGGAAGUGAAGAAAAAGAAGAAGGUGAAGAAGGAGGAGAAGGUGGUUGUUACGGAGAAGAAAGUGAGGAAAGAGAAGAAGGUUUAUGAUUUACCUGGCCAGAAACGAGAUCCGCCUGAAGAGAGAGAUCCUCUUAGGGUUUUCUAUGAGACUCUGCAUGAUCAAAUUCCUAAUAGCGAAAUGGCACUAAUAUGGUUAAUGGAAUCGGGCUUGCUUCCUAAAGAGGUGGCAAAGAAAGUAUUUGAGAAGAAGCAAAAGAAAACUCGUCAACAGAAGGUCACUUCUCCUGUUAACUCUGUAUCUUCUGUGAAGAAAAAAAGCACCAAAACUGUUACAACAACAACAACAAAAACAACCAAAUCGGUUACAGUUAAGAAAAAAAGCCCAACUACCCCCAAUUCUUCUGGUAAAAAGGAGACAACAAACUCCGUGUCAAAGCCGAUCAAGAAGCGCAAAUCUGAGUCUAUGAGCUCUGAAGAUGAUGACUCCGAUUUUGGCAUUGGUUCAGUGACAACAAAGAGGAGAAAAGUGGCUUAA